Cantharellus anzutake is the source of this 3280-nucleotide messenger RNA. RefSeq lists its product as uncharacterized. The record is from RefSeq and is a predicted model, not a curated record. Gene Ontology annotation, molecular function: protein binding. The transcript has 22 exons. Bases 266 to 3280 code for a protein of 1004 amino acids. Lineage: Eukaryota; Fungi; Basidiomycota; Agaricomycetes; Cantharellales; Hydnaceae.
ACAGACUGGGCGACACGCACUUGCGCUACUAGAUUGUAGUCAAAGAUCGGGCACUGAUAGAAAAAGUGAAAACCGAGUAACAAUUGAAUGAGAGGCCUCAACCGGGCUUAUCACUGCGAAGUAGUGGACUGCCCUCACCCAAGUCUCUCCUCGUCAGCACAUCACUGUAGAGUCCCACUAGCUUCACUUCAGGACAAUUUCAUCAGCGCGCACCAUCUAACGGAACAUUUUUACAACAUCCAUCAGUAGGAGUGCCGCUUCCUUGAUGGCUAAUCCACCCCCAGAACCAACACUCACGCAACAAGCCAACGUCACAGCAGAAAAUGAUAGGGAUAUUUUCCUGGCCUGCCUCAAGGAAUUUAAGGAGCUCGGUCAGAAGCUGGAUCGCAUUAUCACCUCAGCUGAACGUCAGAGGCCCGAUCCCAUCCUCGCCUCAGCUGAACCAGUGAGCGAUAUUGCUCAUCCAUCACAUUCUGGCCCAGGAAAUGUGGAAAUCGAGGGUACCCAGUUUAAGGCAUUUCAGGGCGAGAUGGCGAAACUCAGCAGUGCCGUGAAACGCAUCGCCGACGCUGUCAAAGAUCUCAAAUCCGCGUAUCAUCUGAUUCGAAUAUCGGAAGGAUUUCGCUCUCGCUUGGCGUUGGUUUUCCGUAUUCUGCCCCUCAUCGCUUCCCCAUCAUCAAGUGCCAAACUGGAGAAGCAUUGGCUCGAUCCGCCAUUACCAUCUGUACCCAUGGACCAUUGGACGCCAGCGCAAGUCAUCCGCCAGGGUACUCACCUUGAUGAGACUAUCACCAGCAAUCCCGAUCAAAAAAUUCUCUCCAUGGGGCUUCAGAAGUUUGGCCAAAGAGUUGAUGUCUUCAAUGAUGCGUUGAAAGGCCUUCCUGGGUUUCAUGAUAUUCCAGGCUAUAACGCAAAGGAGAUCGACCAUUUAUUGCGAAAUUUCGCUCAAGAUCUGGAAUAUUGGGGGAUCACACAUUUGCACCACGUUAAGGCACACGUCGCCACCAUUCCGGGGAAAAUAGCAGGUCAUCUAGUUGAGGUCACAGGCGCUCUUGAGACAUUCAUUAACUUGGGUUUGCCAAUUGUAUUGCGUUCUGAACGGGAUUCAACAUUUCAAAAUUUGUCGACAGUCGCAGCCCUCUUUGCGAGUGUGUCCGCAACGACCAUUCAAUUCAGCUACACCCAAGCAGGUACGGGGAUUGAACAGGCAGUCAACGUCCUCUGGAUCGUCUCGCUUGUAUUUGCUAUCGCGAGUGCCAUCAACAGCCAACUGAGUUAUCAAUGGUCCUCAGUAGUAUUCACGACCCCGAUGUCGGCUCUCUCAUGGUGGGGAUCCCUAUGGAUUCGCCGGAUGCCUCUCAUCUUUCUUGUUCUAUCCGUAAUAUCGUUCUCUGCAGGCAUUGUGUGCUUCACAUUCUCUACGUUUGCGAACCAGCCGGUCAUCCUAGUCUGUGUCACGGCUGCUUCAGCAGUCUCGGCAGCAGCACUGUUCUACGUUGGACUCUGGUUCAUUGGAAAGUAUUUUGUGUUUGGGAGCAGAAAAAAGACAGAGCACGAACUUGAUUAUUUGUCCAGUUCAGCAUGGGAUUUGGCAAAGGAUCGGGUUCCGAAAGUUCUUCAAAGGGCCUGUCGGCCAGCUGUACUGUGGUGCUCUAAAUAUCAAGAGUGGUUCCUCCUGAUAUUCGGUAUUCCUGUCUUGCCUAUAACUUUAGUCAUCAUUUUCUGUCUCUUUCUUUACGAAAAGUUUGGCAUAGAGGUCGGCGAAGUAUGGGGCCAUGUUUGCGAUUUCUUUCAGCAGGUUAAGGAUCUCGCACGGAAUUGGCACCAACGACGCUUAACCAGACGCAGUUCCAUUCUCCCUACGAUGUCUGAUGCUCCAAACCAGCGCAGUGCGAUGGAGACGCGAGAAGAUAAUGACGCACCACCGUCCAAUGUUGGAGGUAAUGAUGCUGAGGCACAUGCGGUUGCUCAGUUCAGACUGAAUCUCAGGACGAUCCAACGGAGCCUGGAACUAGGCGAUGGUCCCUUGAACCCAACUUCUCCUGCCCAGAAAUUUCGUAGUGCAGUCAUCAAAGUAAUCAAGGGAAAACGUCAUGCUAGGGCAGAACUCAGAAGGAAGACGGCAUUAGCACUACAGUCCUUAUCUCCAAUUCGGUUGCCACGGGAGCACAAGGCGAUGAUCCAUGACAUUAACUUUGAUCACGAUGGCCGUUACCUUGUUACUUUUUCAGGGCACGAAAAUUAUGUAUUCAUCUGGGAAGCGAACCAAAUGGAAGUGAAGGUCGUUGAGCGAGUGAAUUUGCGGCGGCGCGGAUCUGAUCUCUGGUCUGGAGAUCACAUGAAAACAAUUCAAGUAAUGUUAUUGAGAGAGAAUCGAGUGGCGAUUAGUGAAGGAUGGUUUCUUCAGGACUUGUGGCGGCAUCUUCCGCCAUUGUGGCUGCGGCGGCGGCAAUUCUGGUGGCUGCGGCGGCAGUUCUGGCGCCUGCAGCGGCAUCUCCUGGCGCUUCUGAGGCCUGAGCCUAGCUGGUAUGGCGUUCAGGAAACUCUGCGGCUUCUGGAUGGCACGCAUCACCCUUUUGUAGGAACUCUUGAUUAUGCACUCGAGGAUGCUGUUCUCAGCCGGGACGGAACCAAGUUAUUGGGAAUAGCUACAGUGAGUGCAACGGUAGGCAAACAUUAUCUUAAGCCAUCGAAACCCCCUUCAGAAUGUCGAAUCAUUACCAUCGAAAUUCCCACCUUCGACUCCAUACGGAGGCUGAGCUUAUCUUACUCGGGCAAGCGUUUGCUUGUUAUGUCUGAUGGCAAUACGCCACCUCGCUUGUUCCGAGUUCAUCCUACGUGGCUUGUCCCAUUGCACACAUUCUACAUUCCAGAUGAGACGGAAUACCCUAUUUAUGGCCAGUUUGGAAUUCGGAGCCCUGCCCUCGUGGCAGAUGAGUCCGAGGAAGAUCAAAUCAUUAUUUGCGCUAACAAACGAGGGAAAAUCUUCAUAUGGCACCGCGAAUCGUAUCACCUCCUGCACUCGUUCACAAUUUCGAUUCCCAGAGGCGCUGAAGUCAGUGGGGUGACUUUCGGCUGUGAGCGCUUGAAGGACCACAGUUAUCUCAGGGUAGCAGCUGCAUGCACCGAUGGAACCGUCAUCAUGUGGAGCACGAAAUGGGAUCACCCCGAUUCUCCUGUCCUCACCGACGUAUUUCCGAGAGCAAGCGAAGAAGCCACUGGAGGAACCAUUGAAGGGGCUGGUGAAAGCGUCGCCGAAAAGACUGUUAGAGAAGUUUGA